Messenger RNA from Geodia barretti, 1493 nucleotides. The record is from the annotation of a GenBank genome assembly. NCBI's taxonomy places the organism in Eukaryota, Metazoa, Porifera, Demospongiae, Tetractinellida, Geodiidae.
UCCUACGUAUGUGACAGAGGGAGAACAAUGUUUCUCUCAUGGCUUGCGCUUCUUUUUUCAAUCCUGGGCGCGGUUACUGCCGUGGAUAUUUGUAGCGACUAUCCCAAACCUGAUCCGUGCCUUCCUGGAGGAGAAUGGGACCCGGUUCUGAACAGCUGUUCCGGUUAUGAUGGGCGAAGUUGCUUCCAGUGCUACUCUGGACAGUUCUGCAAAACUCGUGAAGACACGCUUACCUGUCAGCUUUCCAGUACCGGGGGAAACCCUCUGGUGAUUGCCCAGUUCUGGCUCCUGAACUCAACCCAGGAACCAUGCUCAACUACCCUGGCUCACUAUAGACCUGCCUACCAGAACCCCCCAGGUGUACCACUCCCUCCACUUGAAGAUGCAAUCAGAAAACUACAUGCAAUUUCCCAAAAUGUAGACACAAGCGGGAGGCAACUGAUAGGAGGAUUUGGAGCAACCAUGAUGCUUCAUGCAACUGUGGCAGCCCUGUCAGAAAUGAUCCUCAAGAACUGUACGUCCAACUGCCCUCCAGUAGUUGAUGUAAUGGCCCAGCCCCCAUACUACGACAACUAUCCAUACAUAGUGGGUAUAGUACAGACUGCGAGGUGGAACACAUCAGCGGAUCCUACAUCUCCAUACACCAUUGAGAUACUCACCUAUCCAAACAACCCCAAUGGUGUACGAAGAAAUCCACUUGUCAAGAAUCCAAAUCAUGUCAUCCGUGACAUGGUGUACUACUGGCCAAUGUACACGGACAUAGACACCACCAUAUCGGAACCCAUCAUGAUAUUCUCCAGCUCAAAGCAUGAAGGUCUUGCAGGCACCAGGUUUGGCUGGGGGCUCUAUCAAGACUCUGUCCUUGCUCAGAAUGUGGCACAAGUGGUGAACGUACUUACACUGGGACUAUCAGUAGAUGUUCAGCUACGAGUUCUUGCAAGUAUACAAGCUAUCAUAGGUCACUGACUUUAUACUGUGUCUUCAGGAGAAAAGCUAAAUCCGUCUGGCCUGCUACCGUUCCAUGAGGCCGGCCGGACUGUAAUGGAGUCACGAUUUGCCAAGCUGUCAGAGGUCUUGACAUGUGCCACUCUCACCAACUACCCUUCUUCCUCACACGGUGCAUAUGCCUGGGUCCAGUGCAAGGAAGGGUUGAAGUGUCUGGACGUCUUUGCCAGUGUCAACAUUAUUGCCGAGGACGGUGCUCUGUUUGGAAGCACUUCACAAUAUGUACGGUUGAGUAUGCUAUUGCCUGAUGCAGAGUUUGAGAUACUCAUCGACAAAGUGAAAGCACUAUGUAGCAGUUGAGGUUUUAUUAUAAUUAAUAUCUGAAACCUUUUGAUAUCAUUGUGGGUAUAAUUGUAACUCUAUUGUUAUUGCCAUAAAAAAAAUUAGUUAGUUGAUGUUGUUCUACCCAGAACUAGCCUUCCUGGACAAGCAUGGUCCCAGGAUGUUCAUGCCAAAGGACAACACUUGCCUUUUAACUCAUCUCCAGA